AACAAAACAGUGAUAACAGGUAUAACACUGAUUGCUGGAAAUACAUUUUGGUAUGUUUUGUAUUACCGUCUACAAAUAAUAAUCGGAUUAAAAUUAUUAUUUUCACUGAAUAUUAUUCAUUAUGGAUCUACAAGUUAAAUUUCAUAAAAAUACAAUUUUUUUAAUUAAUCGACCAGAUUUAUUGACCUUAGGAAAAUAUUCAUAUUUAAUUAUCGUAUCUACAAAACGAAAAGUAGGUGCACGCAUAGCAAUGUCCAUAAAAGGCAAUGUUCACCUGUUGUUUCAUUAUGUUUGAAACCCACUUUGCGAAAGUGCGUUUUUGUUGAAUGUUUAACAGUGGUUUAGUUGUAACCGUCGGUGACAAAAAUGGCUAUGCUUUCUUUACGUAUUCGGUUUGUGGAUGAUGGGGUGACAAAGACGAUACAAUUCGAUCCGUCUACGCCUGUGUCCGAAGCUUGCUGUCAGAUCAGCGGAAAAACUUCAUCUGACCAUCUGUCGGAAUACACAUUGUUUCUGGCCGACGAAGAUUCCAAAAAAGGCAUAUACCUUGAACCUGCACGUAAUUUUGAGUAUUAUAUACUGCGAAAUGGCGAUUUACUUGAAUAUCGUAAGAAAGUGCGUCCACUUAAGGUUAGCACACUUGACGGGACGUUAAAAACUUUGAUGAUAGACGAUACCCAACCCGUUGCCAAUCUUAUGGCCGUGAUUUGUGCUAAACUAGGCAUAACUAACCAUGAUGAGUAUAGUUUGGUACGUGAAUUUCCCGAAGGCGAUGAAAAUAAUGCGAAUGCAGGAAAUUCAAUUAAACGCGAUCAUAAGAUGGAACAUUUGCGCAAAAAAUUAAAGACAGAUGAAGAAACUAAUUGGAUUAAUCCAGGAGCAAGUUUACGAGAACAGGGCAUUGAUGAAAAGGAAGGGGUUUUAUUAAAACGCAAGUUUUUCUUUUCAGAUGGUAACAUAGAUUUGCAUGAUCCAAUUCAAUUAAAUUUGUUAUAUGUUGAAACAAGGGAUGCUAUUUUAAAAGGUACUCAUCCUGUAACUGAAAAUCUUGCCAUACAGUUAGCUGGUUUACAAACACAUAUUCAAUUUGGUAAUCAUGAUGAAACUAAACAUAAACCUCCUUUAUUGGACUUAAAAGAAUUCCUGCCACAGUCUUAUAUUAAAAACAAAGGUAUUGAAAAGAAAAUACUUAAUGAACACAAGAAAUAUACUGAUUUACCUGAGCUUAAAGCUAAAGUUUUGUAUACAAGAACUGUUCGAGCACUUCCAACAUAUGGUGUUACAUUUUUCUUAGUUAAGGAGGAAAUGAAAGGUAAAAAUAAACUUGUGCCUAGAAUUCUUGGAGUUACUAAAGAUUCUGUGUUACGCUUGGAUGAACGAAGUAAAGAAAUAUUACAAAAUUGGCCUUUAACUAGUGUUCGACGCUGGGGAGCUUCUCCUCAUACAUUUACAUUAGAUUUUGGCGAUUAUUCUGAUCGUUAUUAUUCUGUCCAAACUACUGAGGCAGAGCAAAUACUACAAUUAAUAUCUGGUUAUAUUGAUAUUAUUUUGAAAAAAAAAGAAGCUAAGGAUCAUUUUGGAAUUGAUGCAAAUGAACAUUCUACAGUGUUGGAAGAUACAGUAAGUCCAUUAAAAGCAAUUGUGAUAGAAAGUAAUGGUCAAAAGGUUAAAACUGAAUCUGUUGCUAAACCUGCUAUUCUCAGAGUUCCACAAGAGCCUACAUCUUACACAACUGGAUAUAUUUCUGAAGAACAAUAUACCUCUAUUGAAAUCACAUGCACUGAAGCCAUAUCAGGUGUUUUAGAAGAUCUUGAUACCACUAUGUCUGAAGGUAAUAAUUUAGAAUUGGAAAUUAAUGAACAAAAAUUUUCUGACUAUAGGGAAAAUAUCUUGAGAACUUCCAAAACAUUAGUGGAAAAUACCAAAUCAUUAGUAGCAGGUGUUGGAGUGUCCAAAGAACAAUUGGAUGAUUCUUCUAAAAAUGCAGUAACUACAGUAUUGAAACUUGUAGAACUUGUGAAGUCUGGUGCAGCUUCAUUAGAUGACCGUGAAGUUCAAAUUAAAUUGAUUACAGCUGUUAAAGAUGUUGCUAGUUCGCUUGGGGAACUGAUUAAGGGUUGUUUUGAAACUCCGUCUAUGGAUGAAUUAAAAGAUAAAGCAAAAGUGUUGGUAACUAAUGUUACUUCUUUAUUAAAAACUGUGAAAUCUGUAGAUGAUGAACGCACAAAAUAUACUAAUGUUAUGGAAUCAACAGUUGAAUUGAUUGAAAAAGAUAUGCAAAGAAAUCAUAACAUAUCAAAUUAUGAGACAACGACAGAAUCACUUAUUCAGUCUGCAAAGUGUAUUGAUGAAACUACUAAAAAUAUGUUGGAUAUUGUCUAUAAAGGAAAACCAAAUGAUGUCAGAAAUGCAGUACAAGAAAGUCAUAAAUCAGUUAACGAGUUGUUAACUGCUUGUCAAGGGAAAAAUUUAAACGAAAAAGUGUUGGAUGCUGGACGUCAAGUCGCUGAAGAAUUUAAAACUUUUUUGUCUACAAUUUUAGAAAAUUCUAAAAGGCCUAGUACUACUACAAAACGGGUUUUAGAAGAGGUAUCGCAACGCCUGUCAUCAAAGGUACACUAUUUAAUUACAAUUGUGGAACACAUUGAAACAAUAGAAUAUCAUUUAAUGGAUUCAGCAACUUCAAUUGAUACAGCAGUGAAAAAACUUGAUACAAUUCAACCCAGACCUUACGAAUUCAAAGUUGACGAAACUUGCUGGAAAUCUGAUGAAGUUAUUUUAGAAGCAGUAAAAUCAAUUGCGGCUGCUACCUGUGCAUUAGUCAAAACAGCUUCACUUGCACAACAUGAAAUUGGAGUUGAUGAAGGAGUAGAUGGAUUAGUGUAUGCAGCUAGAAUGGUUGCCACAGCAACUCAUACCUUAGUAGAAUGUGCUCGUGAAAUAAUUGAAGGUUUAUCAAGCGAAGACAAACUUAUAUCUGCUGCUAAUCAAGUGGCUUCUUGCACAACACAACUUUUGGUUGCAUGCAAAGUCAAAGCAGAUCCAAAUAGUGAUGCUACAAAGCGCCUUUUAGCUUCAGGUAAUGUAGUGAAACGUGCAACUGAAAAUGUAGUUCGUGCAGCUCGCCAAGCCAUGAAAACAGAUGAAAUCAAAAAUCUUAUAUUAAAUGAAAAAAUGGUUGGUGGUAUGGCUCAAGAAAUAGAUGCUAGAUCUGAUGUGUUAAGAAUUGAAAGGGAGUUAGAAGAAGCGAGAAAAAGAUUAGUGGUUAUCAGACAAGCAAAAAAUAAAAGUGUUAAUAGUUAUUAGUAUAAUAUCACAAUUUGUUCAAAAUUACCUUAAAAAUUAUUAA
Molecule: messenger RNA, 3349 nt
Organism: Melanaphis sacchari
Lineage: Eukaryota; Metazoa; Arthropoda; Insecta; Hemiptera; Aphididae
Product: talin-1-like
Exons: 2
Coding region: 367-3306 (979 amino acids)
Biological process (GO): cell-cell adhesion
Cellular component (GO): plasma membrane; focal adhesion; cytoskeleton
Molecular function (GO): integrin binding; actin binding
Source: RefSeq, a predicted model, not a curated record